Messenger RNA from Closterium sp. Naga37s-1, 2868 nucleotides. The record is from the annotation of a GenBank genome assembly. Lineage: Eukaryota; Viridiplantae; Streptophyta; Zygnematophyceae; Desmidiales; Closteriaceae.
AUGCUCGCCUUACCCUUAUCUCUAACCUCAUUUUCUGCUCUCUCCCAGCUGCUUGGCAGACCACAAUGGCUGACUGUCUCAGGCAGGUCCCAGACCUACGUGAAGAAGGUGAUGGCAGCUGUGGAAGCCAGAGGGGGUGCUUUCCGCACCAACACGGAAGUGACUGGGGUGCAGAGCCUGGGCGAGGAAGGUGUGGAAGUGCGUCUUAGGGACGGCACAUCAGAGCGCUAUGACAGUACAUGGGGAUGCCGUGCUGCCGCUGCUGCUGAGGAGAGAAGCAAUCUCCAGCCUAAAUCACCCCUCCUCUCUCCCUUGCACUGCGCUCUUCCUCUUCCCAGGCGUGGAAGUGUGGACGUGCGUCUAGAGGACGGAACAUCAGAGCGCUACGACCGGGUGGUGCUUGCAGUGCAUGGCGACGCUGUGCUGCCACUGCUGGGGGAAGGAACCACGGCUGAGGAGCGGAGGGUAUUCUCAGCUUUCAGAUACGCCACCAGACGCCAAUGUGAUGAUGCCUCCUUAGUAUCGUCUCUUGAGACGUCUCAGAAGGCAGUGUGUGAUGAUGCCAAUGCUGCCACUGUUGGGCCCCCUCCCGACUCCGUCACCCAUCCCUUCCACGCAACACCAUCUUCCUGCAUUGCAACAAGUCCCUCAUGCCUGCCCACUAGCGGGGCUGCCUGGAGCGCGUGGAACUUCAUAGUAACGAUGCCCAUCCCUUUCAACCCUUACCCACCCCUUUCAAUCCUCAUCAACACCAUCUUCCUGCAUUGCAACAAGCCCCUCAUGCCCACUAGAGGGGCUGCCUGGAGCGCGUGGAAAUUCAGCACCAUCUUCUUGCAUCGCGACAAGUCCCUCAUGCCCACUAGAAGGGCUGCCUGGAGUGCAUGGAACUUCAGAGGAGUGGAUGCCAAGGGAGGGGUGUGCGUCACAUACUGGCUCAACACGCUGCAGAAUCUAGGGGACACAGGAGAACCGAUUAUGGUGACGCUCAACCCUCCGUCUGGGAUAAAGGGCACGGUGCACCACCAGUGGGUCACCUCCCACCCGCUCCCCACCACUGCUGCCACGGCUGCUGCUCGACUGCUCCCCACCGUGCAAGGGAGGAGGGGGAUCUACUUUUGUGGGGCAUAUCUCGGAUAUGGCUUCCAUGAAGAUGGGUUCAAGGCUGGCUUAACUGCAGCAAACUCCCUCCUUGGCGCCAGCAGCAGCCCAGCCCUGCAGCUGCAGCGCAACACACCACAGAUGCUCCUCCCGCUGCACUAUCAGGCCGCCAAGACCGCAGUGCUCUCCUUCCUGCGCUCCUUCAUUCACCUCGGCUCCGUGCAGCUGUUGGAGCGAGGAGGCACGGUGUACCGGUUUGGGAGACAAGGACCCAAGCUGGACUGUCAGAUGACCGUGCACUCGCCCGCCUUCUUCACCCUUCAUCAUCCCCCUUCACCCCUCUUCAUGCUCCUUCAUACCCCCUUCACCCUUCUACAACCUCUCCAUCUGCCCCCAGGCUGUUGGAGCGAGGAGGCACGGUGUACCGCCUUCUCACCUGUACUGUACCGGCCUGUUUACCUGCAACCCGUUCCCUCACCCUGGUAUCUGCAGGUGGCGACACGUGCAGACCUGGGAUUGGCCGAUGCCUUUGUGGAUGGAGACAUCUCCUUCCCCCAGGGCUCCAGGGGGCUGCUCAAGUUCCUCGAGAUCGUGAUUGCCAAUCGGGAUCGCAACAACCAACCCGGCCAGCGACCCGCAAAGAAGAAGGGGUGGUGGCGGCCUGCGCUGCUGACAGCAGUGGUGGGGUCGGCAGCUCUGUACGCGAGACACGUGCUACGAUUCAACAACCUCACCAACGCACGUCGUAACAUCUCCAACCACUACGACCUGAGCAACGGCAUGUUCCAAACCUUCCUUGACGAGACCAUGACCUACUCCUGCGCCAUCUUCCAGCGACCAGAGGAGCCUCUAGUGGACGCGCAGCUGCGCAAGCUCAGGCGCCUCAUUGCCAAGACUCAUCUCACCACGUCCUCGAGAUCAGGCGCGCAUAGACUCGACCCUCCACGUGUUGGAGAUUGGGUUUGGGUGGGGCAGCUUGGCUCACAACCCUUCCUCACCCCUUCCGUUGCAUAUCAUGCAUGUCCCAUGCAUUCAUAUAUUCCAUCCCCCCAGGCGCGCAUAGACUCGACUCAUCACGUGUUGGAGAUCGGGUUCGGGUGGGGCAGCUUGGCUCUGGAGACGGUCAGCCUGACGGGGUGUCGCUACACGGGCAUCACGCUCUCCUCUCAGCAGCUGCAGCUGGCAACUGAGAGAGUGAAGGCAGCAGGGCUGCAGGAUCGAAUCAACUUCAUGCUCUGUGACUAUCGCAACCUGCCAGGGACUGGCAAGUUCGACCGUAUCCUCUCAUGUGAGAUGCUAGAGGCGGUGGGCCACGAGUAUCUGGGCGACUUCUUCCACCACUGUGACCGCUUGCUCGCAAUGGACGGGCUGCUCGUUGUUCAGGUGAUCACCACACCAGAGAGUCGCUACGAGGAGUACCGCCUAUCCUCUGACUUCAUCAAGGAGUACAUCUUCCCCGGCUGCUGCGUGCCCUCCCUCUCUGCUCUCACUAACGCCAUGGCCAAGAGCUCCGCCUUCAGUGUGGAGGAGCUGGAGAACAUUGGGCCGCACUAUGCCACAACGCUCAUGAGAUGGCACGACAACUUCAUGGCCCACCGACAUGAGAUCAUGGAGAUGGGGUUCGGUCCCAAGUUCAUCCGCACGUGGCAGUACUACUUCGUCUACUGUGCUGUGGGCUUCCAAACUCGCACACUCGGGGAUAUUCAGGUGGUGUUCUCCCGCCCAGGCAAUGCAACACUGGAUCUGGUACCCUACACCAAGACAGAGUGA